Molecule: messenger RNA, 2272 nt
Organism: Scylla paramamosain (green mud crab)
Lineage: Eukaryota; Metazoa; Arthropoda; Malacostraca; Decapoda; Portunidae
Gene: Ho
Product: heme oxygenase 1-like
Exons: 6
Coding region: 440-1204 (254 amino acids)
Biological process (GO): response to oxidative stress; heme oxidation; heme catabolic process
Molecular function (GO): heme binding; heme oxygenase (decyclizing) activity
Source: RefSeq, a predicted model, not a curated record
UUGUUCUGGCGGGCGUGUGGUGGCAGCGCGGCGUCCCUGAGAUAUGCCUGGCUGCGUGACCGCUGUAGCCUGGCCUCUCUCUCCAGGGCAUCGAAGGGCACGGGGAUCUGGCAGCGCUGGUACAGGAUGUGCUUGACCAGCGCCUCCACCACCCCAGCACACGCCCCCACACCCAGGGCAGUAUCCGAGGUGACGGUGACGGCCACGGGUUCCCUGCACCUCGCCCCCCGGCUCUCCGCUGCGGCGGGAGGCACGAGCCGUUUCAUGGCUCAGCUCUGCAGAGCAGCGCUUUUGAGUACCAGCGCAAAUCUAGUAUGGUAUCGAGGCAAACCCAAACAAACAAAGAACGGGACAGGGAAGGCACACGAAGGAAGCACCAAUCUUUACCAACCAGCGAGGCUCCGAUAGAGUGUCUGCCUCUGUGAUCACACUCCAGCACAUGCACACAACUCAGUCCAGAAUGGACAAUAAAGAUGUUCUCUUCACUAAGAAGAUGAGAAUUGUUACAAGAGAAAUCCACGGUGUUAGUGAUGCACUGAUAAAUGCAAAAAUUGGCUUUGCCAUGUCUGCUGACCGGGUGUGGGCGGAAGGUCUGCUUGUGUUUUACGAGGUGUUCCUGUACCUGGAGGGGGCCCUGGACCGCUACUCUCACACCCUCAUUGGGGAGGUGGACAUCCCUGGCAUGAGGAGGAAAGAGGCAUUUGAAAAGGACUUGGCCUACUAUUUGGGUGCUGACUGGAAGGAAGGCUAUGCCCUUCGGGAAAGUGUGCAGCAGUAUCUGAAGCACCUGGAGAAGCUAGAGGAAGAGAAUCCAUACCUGCUGCUGGCCUAUGUAUACCACCUGUACAUGGGACUUCUCUCUGGUGGUCAGAUCCUGCGCCGCAAGAGAGCUCUUCUGCAGAAGCUCAAAUUCUCAAGAAAGGAGUCAUUAGAGGGUCUUGCUGUCACUGAAAUAGAAGGUUCUGUUAGCAAGAUGAAGAAGGAAAUGACAGAUGCCAUGAAUCGCAUUGCUGAGGCUGUGGAUGAGGACUUAAGACAGAGGUUGCUGGAGGAGAGCAAGAUGGUGUUUGUGUUGAAUAAUAACAUGGUGCACUCCAUAGAGGGUGCUGGUGCUGUGGUGACCUUCAAGAUCAUCAAGUUUGGGAUCUGCGGAGCUCUGGCAGUGUUGCUCUUUACGUACAUCAGGAAGUUUUGGAUUGGUUAGGAUGUAUGCUCAAUUGUGUUCUCUAGUUUUUAUUGUAUUAGAACAUUUGGAUCUGUUAAUUAGUCUCUGGUGUGGAUAUAGAAGAUAUUUUAACCACAGAUCAUAUAUCACAAUUAUGAUUCAUGCUCCAAGCUUAUUUUUCUCAGAGGCAGAAAAUAUAUUUACCACAAAGCGUCUACCACAGUUAUAAUUCAUGCUACAAACUUUUUUAUUCUUAGAGAAAACAUUUUUACCACAAACCAUCCACCACAGUCAUAGUUUGUUCAUACUGCAAGCUCAUUUUUCUCAGAAGCCCAUAUAUUUAUUUAUCUAUCCUUAUACCAAACUGAGAUCCCCCCUUAAAAGAAGCUAUUCAAAACAAGACCACCAUCUCCAUGUAGGAAUAAAGAUACAAACAGUGUGGUUUCCAUUCCUCUCAGUGUCCCUUUCAGUCACCUUUUACAAUACACUGAGUAAUUUUUUCACUCCAACAAGGCAGCCAGGCCUUGACCCUCUUACUACACCUGCAUACUUAUUAAUAAGAAUUACCAUAUUUCCAGCUGGUAGCAGUGCUGGUAAUCAAAUUUUGAAUAAUCAUACAUGUAAUUAUUCAUGGAUGAAGAAUUAGUAUGGUGAGUGGUUUCAUAAUUUAAUUGAUUUUUUUAUUAUUAUUGUUAUUUUUUUAAUCAUCCCCAAUACAACCUUAAAGUUUUGUCCUACGCUUAAACUUUGUUCAUCUCAUUGUUGACUUGUAUCAUUGCUGUGUUGGGAGAAUUGUAUCAUGUUAACAGUAUUUCAAGCAUUCACUCCUUGAAAAUGGAUCAAACUUAAGGAUUUAUCACCAUAGGAUUGUGUCAUAGGCUGUGGCAGGAUUGGUGGAGCUAACAUGCCAAGGAACCUAACCAGUCUUCCUUACAUGAAAUCAAACUUUGUCCACAUUGAUGAGCUGCCAGGUUGUAAAUAUGUAUAUUUCAUUUAUGUAUAGCAUGUAAAUGUAACAUUAAACCAACAUUUGUAUUGCAAUUCAAUUCUGUAUUGCAGUUUACAGUAUUAGCAUUACUUCCUUGCCAAAAAAAAGUUGAAGACAAU